AUGACUGUGAGCACCAAUAAACUAGACACAUUUGGAGAUUACCUAGGCACCAGCUCCCAAGCUGAAACAUGGUUCAAGAACAUCCCAGCCACAAGCAAAGCUACAUGGACCACACUUGUUACAGUGUUUGAAGCACGUUGGCCACCAAUCAAAAUAGCAGAAAAGACGAAUGCAGAGUAUGAAAAGGAGCUUUUAGAUCACACCCUGCAGAGUAUGGAAGUUGGGAAGAAGACAACACUAUACGACCGAGAAUGCUGGAUGCACAUAGCAUGGGCAGUGAAGACAUUGCAAUUAGCCAUGAAUGUGGAAAUCGCACAAAGUACAUCGAUGAUCUGGCAAGUGCACAGCAUGUUACCAGACAUCAUCAAGGACCUACUCAAGGACGAAGAAUACAGGGACUGGACGGAAUUCACAAAGGCAGUUACGGAGCUGAAGGGGAAUAGAUUGGUAGAGAAACAGGAACAACAUAACCGGCAAGCACAGGAGCUCAAUGCCCUCAGGAUAGACCUAGCUCGCAUCCGACAAUGA
This is a messenger RNA of Suillus paluster, 528 nucleotides long. RefSeq lists its product as uncharacterized. Bases 1 to 528 code for a protein of 175 amino acids. NCBI's taxonomy places the organism in Eukaryota, Fungi, Basidiomycota, Agaricomycetes, Boletales, Suillaceae. The transcript has a single exon. The record is from RefSeq and is a predicted model, not a curated record.